AUUUCUUGCUCCGGAGCAAUUUGUUUCUUUUGAUGUUGGAAGCUGGAUGUGUAUUCCUCCUGCUGAAGCACCAGAAAAGCCAAUAUUAACAGGUUUUCCUCCUGCUGAAGCACCAUUCUGUGUAUUCAGGUCAAAAGGCCUCAUGGGUUUAGUGGAUGCAGUUGCUCCUGCAGGCGUUGGAUUCCGCCUUCUCUCUCUUUUCCGGAUGCGAGAGUGCCUGUGGAGAGGAAGGUGGAAGAAGAGCAGCGAAGCCAGGAAGUGGCGCAAGUAUCAAAGCAAUGUGUCGUUCCGAUAUAGGAAUCCCAUGCAGCACAAACAAACCUCUGUGAUGGGACAUGAGAACUGCUCUCUUUCUGUCGCGUGGGGCUCCUUCUGGAUCAACUCACUCAUGGUGUUCUUUUCCUGUAAAUGACACACGAAAAAGAAAGCUAGCGACGCAUGAGCUGUGUUGCACUGAAACGUCAUCAUGCACACCACCUGUAGGAAGCAGCAAGUCAUUCUUCCAUUGGAAAUCUGAAGAAUGAGAUGCUGCUUUCAUGCAGGAAGAACAGCUCAAAACUGGUGAGGUUGACAAGCAAGAACACCUCAUGUUUGAUGCACAGACAAGACACGGUAAAGACUGGCAGCAGCAUCUUGCCCCACGACUAGGUCACCUCCUCUCCAAGCAGUAGCAACAGGCGA
Molecule: messenger RNA, 681 nt
Organism: Musa acuminata subsp. malaccensis (wild Malaysian banana)
Lineage: Eukaryota; Viridiplantae; Streptophyta; Magnoliopsida; Zingiberales; Musaceae
Source: RefSeq, a predicted model, not a curated record